AGAAUGCUUAAUUGCGGAUGCAAAGUUUCGUAAGGUUGAAGAGUGUUGUUGGUGGUGGAAAGAAAGAAAAAGAGAAAAAGAGACGUUAGUGAUAGCGGCAAUGAUAACAGGUACCCGCGAAAAAGCAAGAGGGGACGAUGGAGAUCAAAUGGAGGACAAUACCAAACGUGCGUCUACGAAUUAUAACCAUGAACCUUUUCGAGUAUUCCGCAUGUAUCGCAAAGUUGGAUGCGAAUCCUUUUGGAAUAUCCGCGCAGUUCUGAAAACGAAUUGUUUUUGUGCAACAGGGUUCGGAACGUGGACCAAAACAUUAUGCACCUACAAGAAAUUUGCAUCCGAGUCCGGAAUAGCAAUUUCCAAUAAAAUAUAUGCUGUCACAGAUUUGGUGCAUACAAUUCAAUAG
Messenger RNA from Acaulospora morrowiae, 403 nucleotides. The record is from the annotation of a GenBank genome assembly. NCBI's taxonomy places the organism in Eukaryota, Fungi, Glomeromycota, Glomeromycetes, Diversisporales, Acaulosporaceae.